Nilaparvata lugens (brown planthopper) is the source of this 4025-nucleotide messenger RNA. Its product is annotated as G2/mitotic-specific cyclin-A. Gene Ontology annotation, molecular function: cyclin-dependent protein serine/threonine kinase regulator activity. The transcript is spliced from 7 exons. NCBI's taxonomy places the organism in Eukaryota, Metazoa, Arthropoda, Insecta, Hemiptera, Delphacidae. The coding region runs from base 781 to 1737 and encodes 318 amino acids. Gene Ontology annotation, biological process: regulation of cyclin-dependent protein serine/threonine kinase activity; mitotic cell cycle phase transition. Gene Ontology annotation, cellular component: cytoplasm; cyclin A2-CDK2 complex; nucleus. The record is from RefSeq and is a predicted model, not a curated record.
CACUCCAGUUGAAAAAGUCAGUUGGACUUGGACCAGCAAACAUCGGUCUGAUCAGCUGCGAUCAACGGUUAUUGCCUGCAUGCCUGGCCAUUUUUCAUCUCAAUCGACAAAACUUUCAGCAAUGAGCAUUAUUUCGUGUUAGCAUUUUUAAUUUUCCAGACAUUUAAAACCGUUUUUAAAGUUUUGUUUGGCCGUUUUUAGAUAGCUUUUCAAUUGUUAACACAAUGUCUGCUUUUGGAGUGCACGUUGACCAAGAAAAUCAGCAAUUGCAUGGCCGCGAUGGAGGCAAAGGCAUGCAAAAUGUUCAAAAACGGCCUGUUUUGGGAGUGAUUAAUACGAAUACAGCUAAGGGACAAACUAGAAGAAAUGACGGCAAAGGCGGUGCACCAGACAAAGCGCAACCGAAGAAAACAUUUACUGUGCACUGCGACAGCGAUGUGGCAGGCGACAGCAAAGCUACGCAGCGACCGGCCGCGGCAGUCGCAAGCCUGUCGCAGCCAGCGGUCUCGUGCUGCGAGGCGGCAAGAAGCUGGACGCGGUGGCGACUAAGCCGGCUGCGGCUUCCAAGUCGGUCGCGGCUGCGGCAGCACCUAAGCCGCGUUUGGGACUGAGAGCGCAGCCUGCGGCCGCUAGCGGCGCUGCGGUUGCCGCCGCUAAGGUCGCCGCCGAACCCGAAAAAGAGGAGAAAAGAAUCUGUCUUGUGUAGUUGCUGUGCCAAGACAACCUCUGCGGGACUUGCAGGUGGUGAGUGGACUUGCAGCCGCUCGCGAGGAAGAGCCAAUGUCCGAGGACAGCUUUGUAGACUCGCCGAUGAAUGUGGAUCGCUCACUCGUGUUGUCGCCCUGCACUCCAGUCCUGUCAACCCAACCCUCUGCUAAGCCCACUGCUGCCAAGUUGGCAAGCCUCAUUUUUGACAUCUACGAGUAUCAGCAGGAUAUAUUCGACUACAUGAAGAUAGCUGAGAUGCGCGCCAGAGCUAAGCCGUACUACAUGCGUCGCCAACCGGACAUCUCUUACUCGAUGCGCUCGACGCUGGUGGACUGGCUGGUGGAGGUGGGUGAGGAGUACAAGCUGCAGAAUGAGACCCUCUACCUGGCAGUCGGCUUCAUAGACCGCUUCCUCAGUCAGAUGUCGGUGGUCAGGGCCAAGCUGCAGCUGCUCGGCACCGCUGCUAUGUUUGUUGCCUCUAAAUACGAGGAAAUCUACCCGCCAGACGUGACAGAGUUUGUGUUCAUCACGGACGACACGUACACAACUGCUCAGGUGCUGAAGAUGGAGCAUGUCAUCCUGAAAGUGCUGGCUUUCGAUUUGUCAGUGCCCACUACACUCGCCUUCAUCAAUCACCUGGCCACCGUCUGCCAGCUGUCCGACAAGACUAAGCAUCUUGCCAUGUUCCUAUGCGAAUUGAGCCUGGUUGAGGGCGACCCAUACCUGCAGUUCAGACAGUCGCUGCUGGCGAGCGCGGCAAUUGCGUGCGCACGUCACUGUCUGCUGGAGGAGGAGAGGGGAGGCGAGGAGGUGUGGCCUGCCGACCUGGAGUCGGCCAGUGGCUACUCGCUCAAGCAGCUGGCGCCGUGUAUGGUCUGCCUCAAUGCCACCCACGCCAAGGCCACUACCAGUCCACAGCAGGCUGUUGUCGACAAGUAUAAGGUCAACAAAUGGCACAACGUAGCGGAAAUUCCUCACAAACAGCUCUCUGUUGAGGAGAACAAUGAAGAGGUCAUUCUAGAUCUUUAAAAAAAUUAGCCGAAUUUUUCGAACUUGCAAAUGAACUGUUGAAGUUGUGCAACCUUCUCUCGACAAUCAAACACAAUUCGUUUGACUAUUAUCCUCUUCUUCACAACAAACGUUAUUGUUGUAGACUUUUUCAUUAGUUAUCAAUAUUAUUACUUGUUCAUGGCUUGCAAGAUUUGAUUUCGCUUAGCUGUUUUUUGUUUGCAUUAAUGUGUAUAUUUUUGUUUUCAUCAGUUUUACUGUUUGCAUUUAUGCUGAAGCUGUAAUUGAGCUGCAUAAGACAACAAUAAGUACAUAAGGCCAGUACUAUUUUAAAGUAAACCGAUUAACUACUGCUCUGCUGUGACAUACGUUUUUAAAGCAGCAACAUACCUAAUUUUAAAAAUAGAUUUCAAACGACACUUUCAUUUACCGCAGACUUUAUGACGGCUUUAAGCUGAUCUGUGUUUAUGUUUUAAUAUUUUAUUGUUGAGCUAUUAGCCUAAUAUUUGUUCUAAAUUUUAUUCCAGUAUACCGAUGUUGAUAAAACUUGUUUUUCUUUUUUGGGAAAAUGAAAUAUAUAAUUUCAGCUACGUGCAUAAUGUUUAUAAAAGUAAAACUGGCUCUAUACAAGAAUUUAUUUUAAAUCUCUCCAAACCUUUACAUAUUUUAAGAAUUUGAUUUACUUUCAAUCCUACAUUUACUUGAUUUUCUAUUGGACAAUGCACAUGAAAAUAGAAUGCAACCAUACAUUUCCUUUUAUUAAUCAACUCAUUUUUUCUCAUUGAAAUGUUCCCAGUGAUUCUGCUAUUCAAAAUAUUGUUGAAAAAGAGUUAUUGUUACGAUAUAACGUUAUUGUAAUAAAACAGCUUUUCCAUUUUACAAUAAAACAUGUAAGCGCGCAAUAAAACUAAAUUUUGUAAAAAACCUUACUAAAUUUUUAUUCAGUGACAAUAUUUAUGUAAAUAAAACGUGUAUUUUUGUAAUAUGGCUCAAUGAUGCCUGUGAUAGAAAUGGAAUUUGUGAUGUAAUCAAUAAUACUGACAUUUGAAAGCAUUAAAAUUUACUCCAAGCCAGGAAGUAGAAUAUUUUUAUACUAUAACAUUGUGUUUUAAAAUUAAAAAUAACACUUUUUUCUGUCGACUGACUCGCUUACAUUGAAAUGUAAUACUGUUCAUUAAUAAUUUAAAUGUUCAUUCGUUGUAAUUUUUUUGUAUUUUGAAACUCAGGGUAAUAGUAUUAAGAAAUACACGAAAAACAUUGUCAAUAAAUUGUAAUGUUUGAACUCAAUAAAGAUAUUUUAGUAAAUUUUUCUGCCAUUUAAUUGAUAUAAGAACAAGUAUGUCAAAUGCUUCUAUCUUGUAUCUAUAAGAAAUAAUAACAUUCCUGUAUUAAGUCACUUGACAUUUAUAUUUAUAUGUUCUUAAUGAUUUUGUGCACUACUUCACAUUCCUACAGAUACUUUUGAUGUGGGCCAAACAGAAAUGUUGUCAUUAUGAAGUUAGUGGUUUAGUUGUAUUUGUAAUCUGAGUUCAUAUUCAAAAAAUAACUUGUUUCAUUGCGAAAUGAUUUCACUUGUAUCUAAUCUCACAUUAAAGAGAAAAUUCAUGCUUAUGAGAAUUUCUAAUUAGCUGUUCUCCUCAACAGUUUCAACAACAAAAUUUUCCUAGUUUUCACUUGUAUUGUGACUACUAGAAACUGCAUGUAUUGUAAAUAACUUGUGAUUUAUUAGGAAGCGUGUAGGGAAUAGACUUGUAAAUUUAGAGUUACCGAAAUCACAAGAAUGAUUAGACUUUAGGAUAAAAUUGUUUUGAAAAGUGAAGUUGCAAAAAAAAGGAAGGAAACGUUCAUGGGUCAGAAUAUUGUUGGAAAAUUAGUAGUAUUCGGUAGAUAGAAUUUUUCUGGCAUAUUUAAUGUGUAUAGAUUUUCCUCAGUUCCUAGGAAGUUAGAGAAUUGUAACUUUGCAUGCUCAGCAUGUCUCGGGGUCCAAUAAAUUUGUUUUUCAUGUUUGAGGAUUUAUAAAAACAUUCCACUGCCCCUGACACCAAAUCUUUGUGGGUUGAAAAGAAUCCCUGGUGGCUUUAAUUUUUCGUCCUUGAAAAACUGAAUGUAACACUCACACCACUUAGGAAACAUUUGAAAUGGACAGUCGAUGUUUAAAAUUUAAGCUAGUUGAUAAUUUAAUUUCUUAUUACGUGUAUUAAUUGUAAUAUUCUUGUAUUACUUCGUUGUUGCGUUUUUCUAUUAAGCAUUUGACGAAAGUUUGUUUGAAAACAUGUAUAUUGGAAUAAAUUUCGUAUUGAAAUAUUAAA